Molecule: messenger RNA, 2957 nt
Organism: Oreochromis aureus
Lineage: Eukaryota; Metazoa; Chordata; Actinopteri; Cichliformes; Cichlidae
Gene: pms2
Product: PMS1 homolog 2, mismatch repair system component
Exons: 15
Coding region: 151-2739 (862 amino acids)
Biological process (GO): mismatch repair
Cellular component (GO): MutLalpha complex
Molecular function (GO): mismatched DNA binding; ATP binding; ATP hydrolysis activity
Source: RefSeq, a predicted model, not a curated record
UUUACGUUUGUGUUUACAGCAUGGUGUCGGGUAGUGGAUGUACUGGCAAGCAGUGAAAGAAAAAUGAUACUGUUUGACAGCAGGGAUUAACUAUUCGGUGUUUUACAGAAAAAACAAAUUUAAACUCUCAAGUCACUCCACUCUUCGAAGAUGUCUGAUGCUUGCUCUGAACCUGCCGGGGCCAUCAGAGCUAUUGAUAAGCACUCAGUGCAUCAGAUUUGCUCAGGACAGGUGGUGCUGACUUUGGCCACUGCUGUCAAAGAGUUGGUGGAGAAUAGCAUUGAUGCAGGAGCCACCAACAUUGAUGUCAAGCUGAAGGAGAGUGGAGCUGAACAAGUGGAGGUGGCAGACAAUGGCAAAGGUGUUGAGGAGGCCAACUUUGAAGGACUGACACUGAAGCAUCACACAUCAAAGCUGAGGGAUUUCUCUGACCUCAUCCACGUGGAAACAUUUGGCUUCAGAGGUGAAGCCCUGAGCUCUUUAUGUGCUCUGAGUGACUUAAGUGUCAUUACCUGCCACGAGUCCAGCCAGGUGGGCACAAAGUUGGUUUUUGACCACAAAGGCCACCUAGUGCAGAAGACCCCUCAUCCUCGGCAACAGGGCACCACAGUCAGCCUGCAGCAGCUCUUUUCCACCCUGCCUGUUCGACACAAGGAGUUUCAACGCAAUAUUAAGAAGGAGUAUGCCAAAAUGAUACAUGUGCUGCAGUCCUACUGUAUCAUUUCUACAGGAGUGCGCAUUACCUGCUCCAACCAAAAUGGGCAGGGGAAGCGCAGCACAGUCCUCAGCACUAGUGGCAGCCAAAGUAUGAGAGACAACAUUGGAGCCAUAUUUGGACCAAAGCAGCUGCAGAGUCUUCUACCUUUCCAGCAAGUUUCUCCCACUGAAAAUGUUAUUGAAGAAUAUGGACUCAAGGAUGCAGAUCUACCCAAACAGCUUUUCUCGAUCACAGGUUUUGUGUCUCAAGGUGACCACGGUGUUGGGAGAAGCACCACAGACAGGCAGUUCUAUUUCAUUAACAAUCGGCCUUGUGACCCCCUGAAGGUGACCAAACUCGUAAACGAAGUGUAUCACAUAUACAACAGACAUCAGUAUCCAUUUGUUGCCUUGAACAUAGCUGUCGCUUCAGAGUGUGUGGAUGUGAAUGUAACCCCGGACAAGCGACAGAUUUUCCUUCAGGAGGAGAAACUCCUGUUGGCUAUUCUGAAGACCUCUCUCAUCGCCAUGUAUGAGGGUGGAGUCAAUAAGAUCAGCCUGAACUAUACACCUGCACCCAGCACCAAUGCAACAUCAACAUCUGAACCUUGCCGAGCUGUCUUGUCUAACAAGAACAAGGCAGAGCGUGAGGAGGACACAGAACCUGUUAUUCUGAGCCCAAAGUCAUCCCUGAAUCUGGCCGGCCUAAAAGCCGCUUUUUCAAGUCAUUACAGUUCCAGUUCUGGGAAGUCGAGUAAGGAAAAAGCUUCCGGUAGUGGCACAACACAGAAAACACUGCAGUCUUUUUUUAAGGAUCCUGUAAAAACUUCUUCCUGCAACUCAAGUUUAAAAUCUCCAUUAAAAUACACAAGACAGCUGGAUAAAUGCUCGUCGGCAGGGAAGUCGGUGCUAGAUGGGUUUAGGUACCAAGCGAUGUCCUGCGAGGACACUGAUUCUCAAAAAGACAGUGCUGGGUCCAGUUGUAACAUAGCUGAAGCAAAACCUGAUAUUCAGUGUUCUGACCUGGAGUCCAGUCCUCCAAAAGUGGACAGCACGAGUGUUAAUAAUGAAACUUUUAAAGAGACAUCAGGCAACAGUCACGCUGUUCCCGAAGAUCCAGAGUUAGAGACUGAAGCAUGCACUCCUUAUGAGGACUCUGCUGUCAGCCCAGAGGCCAAGAGAGCCAGGAAAGACGAUGCACAUUUCCCUUCAGAAGAAGAAUCCAGCACUUUUUCAAAUGCUGGUGAGAAACAAUCCUCGACAGUGGAUGCUCCAGUCUCCCUGCAGAGGAGGACAGUGCAUCUUCAGUUCUCUUUAGCAGAGCUUGGAAAGAAGAUGAGGAGGUUACAGGACCAGCAGAAACAAAGGGCCGGGGAAGAGCUGCUGUACAGACGCUUCAGAGCCAAGAUCAACCCAGGAGAAAACCAGAGUGCAGAAGAAGAGCUCAAGAAGGAGAUCAGUAAGGAAAUGUUUAAAGAAAUGGAGAUCAUCGGUCAGUUUAACCUGGGCUUCAUCAUCACAAAACUCAAGUCGGACCUUUUCAUGAUUGACCAGCAUGCCACGGAUGAGAAGUACAACUUUGAGAUGCUACAGCAGCACACCAUACUCCAAGGGCAGAAGCUCAUUGUCCCACAAAAACUUCACCUCACUGCAGUCAGUGAGAACGUACUCAUAGAGAACAUCGAGAUUUUCAGGAACAACGGCUUUGAAUUCCUGAUUGAUGAGGACGCUCAGGUGAUGGAGAGAGUGAAGUUGGUCUCACUGCCGACCAGUAAAAACUGGACAUUCGGUCCAUCAGACAUUGAAGAACUGAUCUUCAUGCUGAGCGACAGUCCAGGGGUUAUGUGUCGACCAUCCAGAGUCAGGCAGAUGUUCGCCUCCAGAGCUUGUCGUAAAUCUGUGAUGAUCGGCACUGCUCUGAAUGUUAAUGAGAUGAAGAAGCUUGUGGUUCACAUGGGAGAGAUCGAGCAUCCGUGGAACUGUCCUCACGGCAGGCCAACCAUGAGACACCUCGCCAACCUGGACGUCAUCUCACAAGACUGAGUCUGCAAAGGAAGGAACUGUUGGAGUAACUGAUUUAAGAUAACUGGAAUGUGUCCUCACUCCAGACUGUCAAACCACUCUUACGGUAUAUUGUAGAGUUAAAUGGCUUGUUAUUGACUGAAUGUCAUGUUUAGUUGUGUUUAGAUUUUAAAAAUGUAUAUUACAUAUUAUAUUUUUUUAUUUUAACAUACACUACACGAAACAAUAAAAAAAGAUAC